GUUCCACGGCGCGCUUUUUCUCUAUUGCAUUUCACAGCGCAAGGGAAGGGAAAGCAAUAGUGUGUUCUGGAAGAGACGGGAACAGAGACGGCGAAUGGCAUCGUCGCCGAUGUCGAUAGGCAAUGACGAGUCAGAGGUGAGGAAGAAGAGGUUAUUGGGAUUUGGGUUCUGGAUUCAGGGAUUCCGAUGCUUCCCGUGGAUGGCUGUCAAUUACUUCCUCAAGGAUGGUCUUGGCAUUGCUCCUUCCACCCUCCAGAUCCUCCAGAACACUGCUAACCUCCCCAUGGUUGGCAAGCCUCUCUAUGGUGUCAUCUCUGACGCUGUCUAUAUUCGUGGGCAGCACCGGCUCCCGUACAUCAUCCUCGGAGGAUUUCUCCAAGCAAUAUCUUGGCUGUCCAUUGCCUUCCUCUCUCAAUCUGGUUCCUCUUCCAUUGUUAUCAUCUCUCUCCUACUACUCCUUAGCAACCUUGGUGCCUCCAUUGUUGAAGUUGCCAAUGAUGCCAUUGUUGCUGAGUCUGGGAAACAGGUUUCUCAAGACAAAAAGUCCCGUUCUGGGGAGCUACAGUCUUUUGUCUGCAUGGCUGCUGCUGUUGGUGGCAUCUUAGGGAACCUCCUUGGCGGUAUGGCCUUGAACCAGCUUUCACCAAAAACCAUGUUUCUCAUCUUUGGACUCCUUGUAACUUUUCAGUUGAUUGCCACACUGACCAUUCAUGAAAAUUCCCUGAAUUUACCUCAUAAUAUGAGCACCGGCAUUCACAGCCAGCUCUCCAGUCUCAUCGCUGCUCUAAGAAGGCCUGAUAUAGCCUACACCAUUAUCUGGCUCUUCAUGUCCCUGGCCAUUGUGCCUCUCCUCACUGGCAGCAUGUUCUUUUAUCAGACUGAAUACCUCAAUCUCGAUUCUUCAGUAAUUGGGAUCUCCAAGGUUGUUGGUCAGGUGGCGCUUUUGGUAUGGAGUGUGAUCUAUGAUAGCAAGCUGAAGGCAGUCUCCAUCAGAAAGGUGGUCAAACACCUGCAGUUUAUGACGGCAGUUUGCAUAUUAUCAGAUGUGCUGUUUGUUAAGAGAUUCUACUGGCGUCUUGGAUUGCCUGAUUCUAUCUAUGUUUCUGUGUUCUCAGGAAUCUUAGAAGUCCUUUUCCAGUUCAAGUUGCUUCCUCUGUGUGUGCUGCUUGCACAGCUCUGUCCUCCCGGCUGUGAGGGUUCUCUAAUGGCGUUUGUGAUGUCUGCCAUAGCUUUGGCAAUGAUAGUAAGUGGAUUCCUUGGAGUUGUUCUUGCUUCUUGGAUUGGGAUAGGUGCGGAUGAAUUUGGAGGCCUGCCUCUUGGGAUCCUUGUUCAGGCUGCUUGUACCUUAGCACCUGUGUAUUGGUCAUCAUGGGUAGCAGAGCCUGGAAAACAGGCUGUUGAAAAGGAAGAUUAAGUUGAUUAAUGGAUACCUAAUAAUAAUAGUUUGAUUGAUCUGGUUCAGGGCGGUUUGGUGUACAGGCCUUUCACAGGCAAUAUCGUUCCUUAGUUGGUUGCUGCCAGCUGUUUUACUAGAAUUCGUUUGAUUAACAUAUUCAAUGAAGCUAGGCAGAUACCUUAUCGAAAGUAAUACUUGACGCAAAUCGAUUUUCAUAUAUGUCACAGGCGGCAUUGCACAUUUUUGGAAGCUAAAGCAGCAACUCGAAAGUUUCCAUCUUCUUGAGUUAUUUUUUCUUGUUUGAACUAGGUGAAAUGAGCACACUGUGAACUGUGUAUACCAGGAUUGUCUUCUGUUAAAGUUUAAUGUAUCUGUUCCUAUAACAUUGAGCUGAA
Molecule: messenger RNA, 1791 nt
Organism: Nymphaea colorata (pocket water lily)
Lineage: Eukaryota; Viridiplantae; Streptophyta; Magnoliopsida; Nymphaeales; Nymphaeaceae
Product: probable folate-biopterin transporter 7
Exons: 2
Coding region: 95-1414 (439 amino acids)
Cellular component (GO): membrane
Source: RefSeq, a predicted model, not a curated record